GUCGCCGACCCAGAUAGCGCGCCCGGAGGCGACCGACUCGCGCCGGAGGAGUCCCGAGCGCGGAGGUCUCGCGUUCCGUGUGCGUAGCGCCUCGGUCGAUGAACCGUUACGCUGUCGGUCCUCGGUACCCGACCUAACCGCCUAUCGCUAUCUACUUCAUACAUAUUGAUUUUUGAACUGGUGCGUCAUCGUCCAUUUUCAUUCAUAUCCAAGAAACGCGUGCUUAUUAGCGUGUUGGUAUGGUUUACACUAACAGUUCCAGACAAAAUUACGUACUACAUAAAGUACCUCUGGUCCGGUUUAGAGGGUAGAAGUGAACAGUUGGAACAUUACCGUAGUGAACGUCAUUACGACUCCGCCGGACCGAUAUCGGGCGCUUAGUUCGCUCCGCCACUCCGUAGCGAAAGCCUGACCGCCAGCACAUCCAAGGCUGGAAGUGCACACUGGCCGGUGGCGCGUGACGAAGAUCGAUACAUCGGUGAGUGCUCAGUUCGAGCCGCCACCGGGCCGGCCGCCGCUGAGCGCAGAGUUCAGCGCGUUGGCCGCGGUGAGCGCGUGCGUAUCGAUCGCGGCUCGGGCGGGCGGCAGGCGAGGCGGGCGGCGCAGCGCGGGGGCGACUCCCCACAUCGAUCGCCGCCCCGCGCGGUGGCGGCGGGCGCUAGUAGGCGCGCACCCGCGACACGGCCGGCAGCGCCACGGGCCCGCAGCCGCAGCCCCUGCCUCAAGCCGCGAGCCGAAGAGCUCCAGUCGGUAAACGCCGACAAUGGAGGGAGGCGCGGGUGUGGGCAGCGUAACUUCCCUAACGAUGGACUGCGAGGAUAUGUUCAAAGAGAUAACAAAAAAAUUAUACGGCGAGGAGGCAACCGUCGGUGUGGGAGUGGGAGUGGGCGUGGGUGGCGUAGUGGGCGUGGAAUUCCCUGCUGCGGAGCGAGAUCUACAGGAUGACGAGUUGCGCCCUGAGGAGCACAUCACUGCGUGGGGUCUCGCUGCGCUCAUGCAAAAUGGGUUUCCUCCGCCGGGAAUUUUACAGGCUAACUUCACGCCCCGCACGGACCCGACUGCCGAGGACCGGUGGACGGCGGCGGAGGAGCCGCUGGCGUGGGCGCAUUCGCGUGUCGCCGCCUACAACCCCGCGCAGCGCCUGUUCAAGUGCGCGGACUGCGAGUGCGUCGGGUUCCUCGCCCGCGUGGCGGAACACUGGCUCGGCACGCAUUCGCAGGCCCGCGCCUUCCAGUGUCCACUGGCCGGGUGCGGGUUUGCGAGCGGGUGGGCGCGCGCCGUGCGACAGCACCUCGCCCGCGACCACCACUCUGACCCCGCCGCCGCUGACCACCUCCUGCGCGACAACCCAGCCCUCGACGACCUCACACGUUACCUCCAGCGCCUUAAAACUAAGGUCGAGACCGCACGCACCGACAGGCGAACUAGCGCCAGCACCGCAGUCACGAGUGCCGUCGUAGGGGAGACGAGCGCGCCGCAGUCCGAGAGUGGCGGCGAGGGCGGGAAGCGUUAUGCGUGCGCCGCCUGUCCGUACGCCACCGACCGCCGUGACUUAUUCACGCGCCAUGAAAAUAUUCACCGGGACGAGAAACCCUUUCACUGCUACCUGUGCCAGAAACAAUUCAAUAGGGCAGAUCACGUCAAAAAGCACUUCCUGCGCAUGCACCGAGACCAGCCCUACGACUUGAAUCGCAUUCGGCGCACCAGUGUGAAGACCGCUACAAGCGGAGCAGGAGCGACGCUGUACUGUGGCACACAGAGUGGUGGCGGCGCCGUGGCGACUGCGACCAAGGCCACGGACACGGCGCUGCCCACCCUUCCGCCGGCCCCUCCUGCCGAGUGUCGCGCCGCGCCCGUCAAGCUGGAGCGCGUGCCCCUUGUCAAAACCGACACGGCAGCCGCCGCGACUCACAAGCCUAGUGCUUCGAGUCCAGUACGACGCAAGCAGGGGGAAAGGCGCUACGCUUGCUGUUACUGCGCAUGGUCCGGUGUAGACAACUGGUGUCUGAAGCGGCAUCUCAACACUCACUUGAAACCGUUCGCGUGCGCUCUGUGCGAGUACAAAGCGGCGCGCGCCGAACGGCUCGCCACGCACGUGCACAAAGUGCACAACAAGAAGGCCUGCGCCAAGUGUCCCUUCCUGGCGGACGAUCAACAACAACUGGCGCUUCAUUUGCGCGAUGCCCACCACAUCGAGAGUCGCAACUUAAAAGUACCAUCCGGAGUGAACCGCGGUGGGUUCGCAAGUGGGGCGCCGCAAGCGACACCGGGAGGCGCUGUAGGAGCGACUGGCUCAGUGCAGGGGUCUGGCGCGCAGGCGGUGAGCGCUGCGACCGUGAGCGGCGCUGGCGGGGCGGGUGCGGUGCCAGGCGCGGGCGGCGCGGUUGGUGGGGCGGGCGCGGCAGCUGGCGGUGUGCGGCGGCGCGAGAGCAGGGCGGCGGGUGCAGCGCGACUUUUCGGUUAUCUGGAGGCUUCGGACGGGUCGGGUGAUGAAUACGAGCCGCCGCCGCUGCCCGCCGAGUUCGGCGCGACACCGCACUACGCGCGUGACAAAGAAAACGCCGCGCCUCCGCCGCUGCACCACGCUCUGCAUCACGACCACUGCCUCCGCUAUUAGUCACGCUACCUUCUCCGCCGACAACAAUAAACGUUCUGUACCAUAUUA
Nymphalis io (European peacock) is the source of this 2665-nucleotide messenger RNA. It is a transcript of the gene chn, whose product is annotated as protein charlatan. Gene Ontology annotation, cellular component: nucleus. The transcript is spliced from 7 exons. Lineage: Eukaryota; Metazoa; Arthropoda; Insecta; Lepidoptera; Nymphalidae. Gene Ontology annotation, molecular function: RNA polymerase II transcription regulatory region sequence-specific DNA binding; DNA-binding transcription factor activity, RNA polymerase II-specific. The coding region runs from base 764 to 2617 and encodes 617 amino acids. The record is from RefSeq and is a predicted model, not a curated record. Gene Ontology annotation, biological process: regulation of transcription by RNA polymerase II.